Molecule: messenger RNA, 3088 nt
Organism: Acanthaster planci (crown-of-thorns starfish)
Lineage: Eukaryota; Metazoa; Echinodermata; Asteroidea; Valvatida; Acanthasteridae
Product: fructose-bisphosphate aldolase C-like
Biological process (GO): glycolytic process
Molecular function (GO): fructose-bisphosphate aldolase activity
Source: RefSeq, a predicted model, not a curated record
AUGCAGAGUAUAAAAACUUUACUGCAGACGUGGCAUAGCCAUCCUUGGUGGUAUUGUGUAGUGAGGGCAAGGCUUUUUAACUAGCACAAGUCAUAGUGUGUAACAGGAAAUCCAUACGGUAUUCAGUUUUUUUCUGUGAGGCUCCUUUCAUCAAAUCCUCUCCCGCAGAUUUCUUUGUCAUCUUGAAAGCAAGACCAGUCUCAUCCGAUCAAAAUGGCACCGUACCUGACCCCUGAGCUGAAGAGAGAACUGGUGGAGACAGCCAACAAGAUCAUUGCCCCAGGAAAGGGCAUCUUGGCAGCCGAUGAGAGUACAGGAACCAUGGGCAAGCGCCUGGCCAACAUCGGUGUGGAGAACACGGAAGAGAAUCGCCGUCUGUACCGUCAGCUUCUGUUCACUACGGACCCUGCCAUCGGUAACAACAUCAGCGGGGUGAUCCUGUUCCAUGAGACCCUCUACCAGAAGGCAGAUGAUGGAACACCCUUUGUUGAGCUCAUCAAGCAGAGGGGCAUUGUUCCUGGCAUCAAGGUUGACAAGGGCGUGGUGCCCCUGGCUGGAUUCAACGGGGGCGAGUGCACCACCCAAGGCUUGGAUGAUUUGGGCACACGCUGUGCCCAGUACUAUAAGGAUGGGGCCCGCUUUGCUAAAUGGCGUUGUGUACUGAAGAUCACCGACCUGACCCCAUCGGAUGUAGCCAUGAGGGAGAACGCUAACGUCCUGGCUCGCUACGCAAGCAUCUGUCAGCAGAAUGGUCUGGUGCCCAUCGUGGAACCCGAGGUCCUCUCUGAUGGUUCACACGACUUGGCCAGAUGUCAGUUUGUCACAGAGAAGGUACUGUCCCACACCUACAAGGCUCUGAUUGAUAAUCACGUCUUCUUGGAGGGCACUUUACUCAAGCCCAACAUGGUGAUGGCAGGGCAGAGCUGCCUCACCAAGUACACUCCAGAACAAGUGGGCCAGGCCACGGUGAUCACUCUGCAGAGGACUGUACCCCCAGCCAUGCCAGGCGUGUGCUUCCUGUCUGGUGGCCAGUCAGAGGAGGAGGCGUCAUGCAACUUGAACGCCAUCAAUGCUUACCCCGGCAAGAAGCCUUGGGCACUGACCUUCUCCUACGGCCGAGCUCUGCAAGCUAGCGUGCUCAAGGCUUGGGGAGGCAAGGCGGAGAAUGUCAAGGCAGGACAGGACGAACUGCUCAAGCGUGCACAAGCUAAUGGCUUAGCUGCACAGGGAAAAUAUGGAGGCGGAGCCACUGGGGCUGCAGGAGGGCAGUCUCUGUUUGUAGCUGACCACCAAUACUAAACAGCGCCCUCUUGUGGUUAGGUUCAGAAGACAACCAUCAUCACAACAGGUGAAACACAUCAUGCUAAACGGUGCAUUUCUGCUCAAAUAUAUCUCUAAAGCCCAGUCAAGGCGUGAGAAUUUCAACUCAUUUCACACCAUGUACAUGUAACAUGCAGGGUUCCAGUUGACUGAGAAAAAUGCGCUGCUUCUAUUUGAAGUGCACUCUUUAGCGUUAUCUUGCCUCCAAUUACUAAUGAGUGUCCUAAUCCUUGCUUUGAGUAAUAAAGAAUAAUAAUAUGGUAAGUACCUGUCAAGUUGUGCACGUCCUGUGAUCAAUAUAGUAAUAUAGGAUGAGCGUGAAAUAACUCUCUUGUGUUGUGAACUCAAAGUGGAUUGGAAUAGCAGCCCUGAGAUAGCCUCAUAUAAAGGUUGGUAAAAUAGCCCCCUCUUGUGGUAAGUUUGCUGAUGUGCAGAAAACUGAACUUUAGAUUACGGUUGUGAUUACCCUUCUCAUUAUGAUUUUGUACAAAUUUAAUAGAAAAAUAUGUAUCACGAGUCUAAAAUUCUUGCAGUUGGGGUUUAGCAAACAAGAGGUGAAGUAUUUUCUGUUUAACGAUCACCAGUGGAAGGUUAGGGUAGAAGUCAGACAAGUCUGUUAGCUUAUUGAAACAUCACGACUCUGUUUUCUUAAUUUCAAUCUUGUGGCUAGAACUUUGCCAGCAUUUUAUUUCCCCUGUACACUGUAUUUUCAAAAGUCUCAACACUGCCACAUUAAGUCAACAAUUUUAGGGAGCUUCAUCCAGGAGUGAAGUGACUGAAGUGUUCAGAUUUGAUUGCAGUUCAGAGGGACUACACUGAUCUUGCAGGGACUAUCAAAUGUUUUUGUCAUUGAUAUUCAUGUUCUGUGUUUUACUUGAUAAUUGACUGGCACAAGCAGCACCAACCACAAGUGGACAUUUUCUGUGAUGUAGAGAUUGAAAUGAUAAUGAUGUAUACUGUUUGAUCAUGCCACUUGGACGAUUCUUAAGUUUAUUUAAAAAUUUGUCUCCACCAGCUGCAUUCAGAUAUGGAUUAGUUUAUCUUAACAAAGUCCCUGCUUUUGAUGAGUUCCAAAUAUUUGUAUCCACUCAGUAUCCAUUUAUCUUAGAGUCAGUAAUCCCGUGUGAUGUAUAUUUUUCUGCAUUCUUGGCUUUUUCUUUGAAAUAUUCAUGAAUCGAAAAAAAAUGCCAUAGUUGAGUCAGCUGUGUUGAUGUUCAGUAAUGGAGGAAAUCUGUCAGCAAUUUAGUCUGCCAAUAAAUGUUCCCUUGUUAAAAUACUCAAUUCCUAAACCUUCAGAAAUAAUGUGUGACAUUGGUUGUGGUAGACUCACUUGUUACCUAAUAAUCUUGAAGUACUACCAAAACCAUUUGCUAUAGAUUUGUAUAAAUUUUUGUAUAGAUAUUCCCGCUGAAAUUUACUUUUUUUCCUAAAACAGAGAGAACUGAUUUAAUUUAGAAUAGCUGAGGGAAGGAAUUAUAAUUUUUUUAUUUUGAAUAUGGACAUUUAUUUGCAAAUGUAUAAAACGAUCAUCUUAAAAGUUGGCCGAUACAUGAAACAAGCCAAUGAUUUUACUUUUUGUCAUGUCAUUGACACUGAUUGCAAUUGCCUCUCGGUGGACUUUCAGAUGGGCAAAGAUUAUCUAUUCUUUAUAUUCCCCAUCCAGAUUUUGCAUGUUUCAUAGCUGGUUAUUGCUUGCAUUUGGAUUGUUCAUAGUUCAAUAUUCUUUCGGGAAAAACUGCUAAUAAUAUACCAAUGAUCAUUAAACCAC